CUUCCUGCUCCGCUUCCCAGCGGCGGGAGAAGAUGGCGGCGACCCGCUUGUGGCUGUGCCUGGCGGCGGUGGUGCUCUGCGCCUGCUUGGUGGCUGCGGAGGAGCCGAAGAAGAGCCCCGACAAGCCGGCGAAGAAGAAGAAAGACAUUCGGGACUAUAACGAUGCCGACAUGGCGCGGCUGUUGGAGCAAUGGGAGGAGGAUGAUGAUAUAGAAGAAGGAGAUCUUCCUGAGCACAAGCGCCCAUCUGCACCAUUAGACUUCUCCAAGAUUGAUCCAGGAAAGCCUGAGAGCAUUUUGAAAAUGACCAAAAAGGGGAAAACUCUCAUGAUGUUUGUCACUGUGUCAGGAGAGCCAACGGAGAAGGAGACGGAGCAAAUUACAAACCUGUGGCAAGGAAGCCUUUUCAAUGCCAAUUACGAUGUACAGAGGUUCAUUGUCGGUUCAAACCGCGCCAUCUUUAUGCUGCGUGAUGGAAGCUAUGCGUGGGAGGUCAAAGACUUUCUGGUAACUCAAGAGAGAUGUGAAGAUGUCACUUUGGAAGGUCAAGUCUACCCUGGUAAAGGAGGCGCAGGGAAAGAAAAAAAUAAACUGAAACCUGACAAAUCCUCCAAGAAAAAAGAUGUAAAACCUGGAACCGUUACAGAUAGCAACCAUGCAAGCAGAGGAAAAGAAGAUCUUUGAUAAAUGCACCGAAAUGCUGUAAAAGAGAUUUGGAACAUUUCAGAAAGAGAAAAAGGUUUUGCAAGUUUCAAAUUAUUAAAUGGUUAAGGGAGCAGCUUACUUACUGAUGAGAGGCAUUCAUUGAGAAAUAGCAGAGUUGGUGGUUAAUGGCUGUGGGCUGCUUAUAUUCAAUCAACCAUUAAGCCUCCACUCCCUGUCAGUUUAGUAUUAUGGGCUGGGUCCAGGGGAUGAGGGAGGUCUCCACUUGGAAAGCUGAUUUUUCCAUAUGGUAUUGCAGAUGACUCAGAAGAAUAGGGAGAAGGAAAAGCAAAACUUAGAAGCCGCCUGAUUUCUCAAUAUUGUGAUUAAUCUGAAUGAACAAUACACUUUCAUUGCGUCUUAAAAUUUGUAACUUGAGAUUUGUCACUGAUUAUACCAAAACAGAUCUAAGUUGAUUUGCUUUUAAGGUACUGAUAUUCCAGUAUUCCACACCGAAAUGGAAAUAAAAUUUUCUGUUAAUUAGCUAAUCACACUAAAUCAAUAUACUUUUUGAUAGUAUAAAAUGUGAAGAAGAAUAUCCACAGAUACAGUCCAGUUGAUUGCAAAAAUAAGAUGUGUGGGAAUAUAGUAUGGUUUUUCUGUGGUAAAUAUAUCCAUGCAAAUGGAUAUAUAUUACAGGUUGUGUUGUUUUCUCCUAAGAUGUUAACAAAAAAAGUUCAAGUUUGUGGCCAUUGUAUCGGAUUUCAUUUGCUGUUACAGUUUUAUAUUCAGUGCCAUGAAAAAUGAGCAAUACUUGGAACAGCCAUGGUAGGUUUUUUUCUUUAAAAGAUUUUUUUUAAAGGUAAUUAAGGAAAAGUUGCUGUUUGUGUGAAUGCUUCUUCCAAAACUUCAAUAAAUUUCUAUAAUUUUUUCAUAAAA
Messenger RNA from Crotalus tigris (Tiger rattlesnake), 1580 nucleotides. RefSeq names its product mesoderm development LRP chaperone (gene MESD). Gene Ontology annotation, molecular function: low-density lipoprotein particle receptor binding. The record is from RefSeq and is a predicted model, not a curated record. NCBI's taxonomy places the organism in Eukaryota, Metazoa, Chordata, Lepidosauria, Squamata, Viperidae. Gene Ontology annotation, biological process: protein folding. Bases 33 to 683 code for a protein of 216 amino acids. The transcript has 3 exons.